CCUUUUACCCCUUCCGAGAGAGUAUUAUAAUUUUCUCUUACAAUUCGCUCCCUUUAAACUCUCUCUUCUUUUUAAUUUUUUUUUUUUGUCCUUCUCUUUUCCUAGUUCUCGGCCGAUCAACUUUCUCCCGAUUUCUCGCCGAUUUUCUCACCCUCCAAACGCUCCCUAAUCUCCUCUCCAGGUGACUCUAAAUCCCUCCGAUCGCCAGAGAUUUUCUCUGCCUCGCUAUCGAUUCUCUUUCUGCCCUCCACUGGUACGCUAGCCGAUCACUCCACUCACUUUUUUGGCAUAUAAAGCUCUAUACGUAUAUCUUCACCAUCAUGUUUUGAUCACAGAUCAAGCAACUGGCUUUCAGUGAGCUACUAGUUUUGGCUUUUGUGUUCAUAAAUGCCAGUUGCAAAACUCAAGGCCUCAAACAACACAGAUGUGAUGAAAACAGAGAAGGGAAAUGAUUCCCUAGAUGCAUUUAUCAGGCAAGCAAUUGGAAAAGAGCCUUUUCUUUCUUUCUCAAGGGCUGGUGAUAGCCCAGUACAGUGGAUGCAAUUACUACAUGCCCUAGAUCAGCAAGAUCUCCCGGGGUGGCCCUUGCUCACUCCUCUGAAGGUGCAGAUGCAAAAGUGUGAAAAGUGUUCCCGAGAGUUCUGUUCAUCCAUUAACUACAGAAGACACAUACGUGUGCACCAUCGAUUGAAAAAACUUGACAAGGAUUGUUCCAAAAAUAGGGAUCUGUUGAGAACCUUUUGGGAUAAGCUUUCUGAGGAUGAGGCGAUGGAAAUUUUAUCAUUCAAGGAUGUGACAUUGGAGGAAGUUCCAGGCUCUUCAAUUGUAAAGUCAUUGAUGGCACUUGUUCGGAAACCAGGAUUUUCUUCUCUUCCACAAUAUUGUUUGAGGGCUGGUUCUGCCCUUUUGGAUAUUAUCCAAGGUAGGCCUUCCAGGUUUCCUUUGUCUUCUGAGGAGCUACUCAGCAUCCUUGAUGAUGCAAGUGAAAAAACAUUCAUGUGUGGAACAGCUGUAUCAAUGCAAAAAUAUAUUUUUGAUGGGGAAGCGGGGAAGAUUGGUCUUGAAACAAAGAAUUUGGUCGCUUGCACCAGCUUUCUGGUGGAACAGAAAUUGGUUAAAGCUUGGCUUGCUGACAAGGAUGCUGAAUCUUUAAGAUGCCAGAAGUUACUUGUGGAGGAGGAAGAAGCUGCACAGAGAAGACAAGCUGAGCUCUUGGAGAGGAAGAGGCAAAAAAAACUCAGGCAGAAAGAACAGAAAGCUAAGGAGCACAGACAAGAGGAGCAAGCAGAUCUUAAUGCAUGGAUUGAUAAUACUGUGGAGGCUGUGCCUUCAGCUGAACAAUCCUUCCCUUUGAUUGCAUCUGAUUCUGGUAUGAAUGGUCUGGAGGCACUGCCAGAUCAUGUUCCCUCAUCUUUUGAGCCCUUCCAACUUCUGAGCAUGGAUGAAGAUGUGGAUUUGGAAAUUCAGACAGGGUCUGGCAGUGAUCCUGGCACUAGUCGUAAUGUUGAAAGACAGACAGUACAAAGAAAUAGUCGUAGGCACUUAGUGGUUGCACAUUGGCACUUGUCUGCAAAAUCACAAUGGAAUUAUGUGCCAAAUGGUUUCCAUGCAAAUCAGAGUUCUCAGGCACCAAAACUUAGUGCCAUGCAGAAGCAUGGAAAUUACAGGGACUCAAAAUCGCUGCUUUCAAUCAAUGGCAAUAGGAAGUGGAGCCGAAAACCUAAACCAGAUUAUAGUGGAGACGUUUUGAAAACGAGAGUACAGAAACAAGCAAUAAGCCUGCCAGAUCACAAUAAGAAGCAUGAGGUUCUGAUUGGUUCUAUAUCUGUUGCACUUGGAAACUGCAGCCAACAGGAAGGUAACAAUUUGGACGGAGCCAGAGAUGAUUUUCUGUCAGAGCAUCAAAUGCCAAAGAAAAACAAUGUUCAGGAUAAGCACAAUAGACCUGAUUCUGCUCACUGCAGUACAAAUCGGUCAACAAUAAAGCUUUGGAGGCCUGUGAGUAGAAAUGGAAUCAAAGGUCCAAUAUUAGUUGAAAAUGGGGAUAGAGAAUCUCAAGUUGAUGGGAUUACCGGUAAGGGUGACGAUUAUAUCCCACCUAAUGGAAACUGUCUUAGUUUGUGUUCUGUUGACGAUGAUCAUGGUGGAAUGGGGAACAGUUUCCCACUCCUUCAGGGGACUCCACAUCCCGGAAGCUUGCACUUCUCGUGCCAAGCAGCAAAAGCAUUUCUUGCAGAGAGGUGGAAGGAGGCAAUUGCGGCUGAACAUGUCAAAUUGGAUCUGUCUCCAGACUUAAAAUCUUCAGAAUGUAUGGAGAUUCAGAAUGAAUGUCUAGUAGAUGUAGCUCAGUCAUCAGAUACUAAAAAAUGCAUUCUUGGCAAUUGGGAGAAUCAGCUGGUUGGUGUGGGGGUGCAUGAGUCUUCAACUACUGGAGCCAGUAAAGCCAAGUUGAGAACAAAGCCUGAUAAAGGUGUCAAGUUAAAGUAUAUACCCAAGCAGAGAACAAUCUCCUAAUAAAGAUGAAGAGAAGGGGAUUUCUUUCUUUCUUUUUGGCUUUUUGUUUUACAGAUGUGCACAGUUUAAUGCCAUUACAUUCUUAGCAGAGGUUCCAGUUUUACCGAAGGUCUUCUGUCAGCAAUAUUGAAGAAAGCUCUUUUUUUUUUUUUAAAAAAUUUUUCUCUGAAGUUAUUUUUGUCAGAAAAUACUUUAGUUGUCAUAGCAGAUUAAUUAGUGCGUUAGCUUUGGCGUAAUUGUCGAAAUUUUUCUGUAAUAAAUAUUGUCAAAGUUCCCUGGAUUUUUUUUCUCCAGACUCGGCGUCAAAAUGGAGUUGCAAGUGUAUCCAGUCCAUCUGCUAGGGGUUCAUUUAGUUGUUGUUAUUUAUUUUUAACUUUAUUUGAAUUGGCUAUUCAUUUAUUAGUUGGCUUUAGUAAUAACAAGCUUAUUUUUCGGCCA
This is a messenger RNA of Hevea brasiliensis (rubber tree), 2952 nucleotides long. RefSeq lists its product as uncharacterized. The coding region runs from base 388 to 2514 and encodes 708 amino acids. The transcript has 10 exons. The record is from RefSeq and is a predicted model, not a curated record. Lineage: Eukaryota; Viridiplantae; Streptophyta; Magnoliopsida; Malpighiales; Euphorbiaceae.